Molecule: messenger RNA, 2865 nt
Organism: Sarcophilus harrisii (Tasmanian devil)
Lineage: Eukaryota; Metazoa; Chordata; Mammalia; Dasyuromorphia; Dasyuridae
Gene: NGLY1
Product: N-glycanase 1
Exons: 12
Coding region: 78-2036 (652 amino acids)
Biological process (GO): protein deglycosylation; protein quality control for misfolded or incompletely synthesized proteins; glycoprotein catabolic process
Cellular component (GO): nucleus; cytoplasm; cytosol
Molecular function (GO): peptide-N4-(N-acetyl-beta-glucosaminyl)asparagine amidase activity
Source: RefSeq, a predicted model, not a curated record
AGGAAGGAGAGGAAGAGGAGCCCGAGCCAGAGCCCCAGCCGGAGCCGGAGCCGGAACCCGAGCCGAGCCCGGGCGGGAUGGCUGCUGCGGCCGCCGCGGCGCUCGGCCCCUCGGCGCCCGCCCUCUCCAGGGCCGUCUCGGAGCUCUGCCAGAACUCCCGAGAAACCUUCCUGGAGGCCUCCAGGCUGCUGCUCCCCUACGCCGACAACAUCCUGAGAAACCCUCAUGAUGAAAAGUACAGAUCUAUCCGGAUUGGAAAUGCAGCCUUUUCUACUAGACUCUUGCCUGUCAGAGGAGCAGUCGAAUGCUUGUUUGAAAUGGGGUUUGAAGAAGGAGAGACCCAUCUUGUGUUUCCUAAGAAAGCCUCCGUUGAGCAGCUCCAAAAAAUCCGUGAUCUUAUUGCCAUAGAGAGAAGUAGCAGAUUGAACGACUCCAAUAAGGCCCACAGAGCAGAUUCGUCUCCAAAGCCCACGAGUGACAGCCAGCCCACAGCAUCCCAGCUUUCCAGUCCUGCUGCGCUAACCCAGUGCCCAGUGAACAGCCAGCUCCAGGCAACAGCUGCUCAAACGACUUCUGAUUCAGCCAUCCUAAAAAUGCUUCAGACCAAAUUUGAGGAUGUGCUUAUCUAUGAAAACCCUUCUCUCCAGAAGAAAGCUUUGUCUUGUAUUCCAGGUCAAGAAUUGCAAAGAAGAGCUCAAGAAAAGUUUGAAAGAGCUAAAAAAUUGGAUCAAGGUGCUAAUAUAAAUGGAGAGGAUAUUCUACUGAUGGAACUUCUACAGUGGUUUAAAGGAGAGUUUUUUCAGUGGGUAAAUCACCUUCCCUGCAGUAAAUGUGGUGGCGAGACGAUAAAUAAAGGAAAACUGUCUCCUGAUGAUGAUGAGCGGAGGUGGGGCGCAAGCAGAGUGGAAGAGCAUUUCUGUAGCUCGUGCCACAUCAGUAAUCGAUUCCCAAGGUACAACGAUCCUGAGAAACUCUUGGAAACCAGACGUGGGCGAUGUGGCGAAUGGGCAAACUGCUUCACGCUCUGCUGCAGAGCCAUGGGCUUCGAGGCACGCUACAUCUGGGACUCCACCGAUCAUGUUUGGACAGAAGUCUAUUCUCCGUCUCAGCAGCGAUGGUUGCACUGUGAUCCUUGUGAAAAUGUUUGUGAUAAACCUCUCCUUUAUGAAGUAGGAUGGGGGAAGAAGCUCUCCUAUAUCAUAGCAUUCUCCAAGGAUGAGAUUGUUGAUGUCACUUGGAGGUAUUCCUGUAAACAUGAAGAAGUGGUUUCUAGGAGAACUCAGAUUAAAGAAGAAGUACUUAGAGAAACAAUUAAUGGCCUUAAUAAGCAGAGGCAGCUCUCCUUGUCAGAGAGCCGAAGAAAGGAGCUCCUUCACAGGAUAAUUGUGGAACUUGUGGAGUUCAUCUCUCCCAGACCUCCUAAGGCUGGAGAGCUCGGUGGCCGGAUCUCGGGCUCAGUGGCUUGGAGAGUAGCCCGAGGAGAAAUGGGUUCUGAGAGGAAAGAAACUGUGUUCAGACCGUCUGGAGAAGAGAAAAUGGCGAAGCUUUUCCACCUCACUUACAAUCCAGUGGAUGAUUGUUAUGUCCGAGUUUCAAGUAAUAAUGACAAAAUCUCCGGAUGGGAAAGUGGUGUUUGGAAAAUGGAAUCUGUAUUCAGAAAAGUUGAGACAGACUGGAAAAUGGUUUAUUUAGCUCGAAAAGAAGGCUCAUCAUCUGGCUACAUUUCUUGGAAGUUUGAGUGUGGGUCAGUUGGGCUUAAAAUCGAUACCAUUUCCAUUAGAACAAGCAGUCAAACCUUUGCUAGUGGAAAGAUAGAAUGGAAGCUGCAUUCUGAUUCAGCACAAGUAGAACUGGCAGGAGAUAAAAGCCUUCAUUCCUAUCGUGAUUUUUCUGAUGCCACAGAAGUUAUUUUGGAAGCAAAACUAAGUGGAGGGGAUGGUGAUGUUGCCUGGCAACAUACCCAGCUGUUUAGACAAAGCUUAAAUGACCGUGAAGAAAAUUGUUUGGAAAUAAUUAUAAAAUUCAGUGACCUUUAAGAACUUGAACAUUACAGAAAUGGUGGCAAUCAUCAAGGACUUAUCAUGGUUUAAAGUCUUCUGUUGAUUCAUUGAAUAUUGGCAAUUUACCACUGCUCUCUCCCUGCUGACAUCAUUUUUUUUCCUGGCCAUCAAUCCUAUCACUCUUGUCAAAAUAAUAAAUCUUUAUGCCAUGGACCAUAGUGAAAUCCUAGAAUUUUUAAAUCUACCUCUCUUUAAUAUGCUAAUUAAUGUGUGUUAAUGGUCAGAAUAAGACCUUACUACACGGGAAUCAUAUUUUACAUUAAAAUUGCAUAUAUAGUAUCAGAAGUCAAAUAUGAUGCCCUCUUAAUGCUCCAUUCAUAGUUACGGUAAAACAUGAAGGUAUUAGUCUCGGAAAUUUGGUGUUUCCCAACCUCUAACAUUGCCUUGCAUAUUGCUGGUGCUUCAUGUUUUUUUGGGUUGGUUAAACCUUGAAUUUUUUGGUAGGUAGAUAGUGGAAUUGAUUCUUUAUGAUUUUUUACCUUUUAUCUUUAAAAUUAACAAUUGAGAAGUUAUGAUGCAUGAUAAAGUUUUUUAUUGUAAAUAUGUAGGCAUUUUAAAAUAAAAUGAACUAUUUUGCAUUAUGCCUUUUAGUGGUUGUUUUAAGACAAAAUUUCAUAAGGCAUUAUGCUUGAAAAAAAAAGUAAUAACUGUUUGAAAAGAAUGUCUUUCAAAAUUUCUUCUUUAACAAAUGAAUUCAAAGAUCUUGCUAAAGAUUCCCUAAUAUGUAAAUAUUUAUGAAAAAAAAAAGUCACUUUUGACCUGAAUCUUUAUCCCUCUCUCUGAAUAAAAAUGCCUAUUCUGGGUA